Messenger RNA from Hylaeus volcanicus, 1197 nucleotides. Its product is annotated as pleckstrin homology-like domain family B member 2. The transcript is spliced from 2 exons. The record is from RefSeq and is a predicted model, not a curated record. The coding region runs from base 15 to 491 and encodes 158 amino acids. NCBI's taxonomy places the organism in Eukaryota, Metazoa, Arthropoda, Insecta, Hymenoptera, Colletidae.
UGUUUUCAAACGAAAUGUCGUCGGAAAGCUUAACGCAAAUUCCAGGAAGAGACACCUUGAGGAUCAUUUUCUUGUUUUCCAGAGCAAAGUUUCUAAAGCAAAUUUUGGAACAGCUCGAAUUAGAGAAAGCGCUGUUGUCCGCGGAGUAUGAAUCGGAAUCCUUGAAGCUCAGUCAGGACGAAGGAGAGAAGAUAAAGGUGCAGAUGCGGAUAAACGAGCUGGAGAGGCAGAUGGCCGAAGAUAAUACGACGCAAGCGAAUUUGCAAGCGGAUGCUAAGCUGAGAGUUCAGAGGGCUCAACAGGUUUGCGGUCGUUUGGAGGAAGAGCUCGCGAAUUGCGUGGACGAAGCCACACAACAAAACGUUAGCGAGAAGCUCGCGACUCAGCAGGACAUCCUGGAAUCUGAAAGGAAGGCCUUCGAGGAUCUGGAGUUCCACCAUCUCGAAGAGGAAGCGAGCAAACUGGCGAACAGAGAAGAAUUGCAAAGGUAAAUCGAUAUUCUGUAUAUGAAAAACUAUGUCAAACAAGAAUUAGGGCCUCCCAGAGAAGAUCAAGAGGAGCCACCUACUGUUUUGACUACUGCUCAUCCUGUUAAAAACCUCUACUAUAUCAGGAACAAAUUGUUUUUGCUGGAGCUUGCGUUUGCUUUACGUUUCAAACUCUGAUUACGUGCUAUUAGAAAAAUGAUUAAAUUCUAUUACACUAGUUUACAAACAAAAUGUACAUUCAAUGCCACAAUUUUUUUUCUUGCGUAUUUUGGGCUACUAAACUUGAAAAUCGCAAGACAACAUUUUUCUAUGGAUAGAUUUUUUUAUAUGAAUUUUUGAAUUCUUUUUUUCGAUUUUUUUCUGACAUACGUUCACAUUUUAGGCCAUAUAAGGAUUCGUAAAAGUGCGAUCUAUACGUAAACAAUAAGAAACUGGACAUAAUUUGAUAAUUUCUAUUUUUCCGUGGCCAUGGAAGAAAUAUUCGUGUUCUAUUUUACCCGAAAAAAUCAAAGUUUCUCAUAUAUAUUGGCUCAUAACAUUUAAACUAUUGAACCGAUUGGAAAAUAAUGUAAAAAUCAAUUGUUGGAAAUUCGAUUACCUUUAAAAUGGCGUCUUGCGCGACUCAAUCGGACGUUUUUAACUCUAGAUAUGGCCUAAAAUGUGAAGGUAUGUCAGAAAAAAAUCGAAAAAAAAAAUUCAAAAAUUCGUA